CCCAAGUGAAAUCAAGUUACAGAACAACAGGUGGCCACCAAAAGCAAAGCAGAGCAUAGAAUAAUUUACACCCGAAGCCCUGAAGGUUGACUAGCCACAUAUCGUGGAAUUGGCUUGCGCUUAGCAGGUGACUUAUUAGUCCCUCUGUCUUUCAAUGGUCUCCUAUAAGUGAACUCUUUCAGGCCCACUGAUACAUGAUGACGAAAUUUCAUCCAUGUACACGUUCUCCUUGUCCUUGCGUCGUGCAGUCGCUUUAGCAGGAAGUAUAAGAGGCUUCAACUGCGGAGGCUUGAGAGCUGAGACAUUGGACCCAGGCUCGGGUUUCCCGGGCUUGUUCACAUUCACAACCAUCUCACGCCUGUCCGAGUCUCUUUUCCUUCCCCAACCGAGGGCUUGUCUCUUGGCUUUAGAGUCCACCCGCUUCCUCUCUGACUGCUGUUCCGCCUUCCUCACGUUCUUUGCCUUGGUCUUGUCCUCAAGAUGCUUGCGAACCCCAAAGGUGUCGAGCACAGGGAGCUGGAAAGGACUGAUGGGCUUGAACGGAGCAAUUUUAGGCGGUGGAGAGGAGGGUGUUUCCCUAGCGAAAGGAGCAAAAACGGUGGCAAAAGGAGAAAUAACAGGAAUAGGAGCAGAUGCAGGAGCCUCGGGUACAUCGUCGGGGAAGGCAAAGCUAAAAGCUGAGGGGGUGGUUGACGCCUUGGAUCCAGUGGAGCUCUUCUUCUCAUACUUGGUGGUAAGGGACAUUUUGGGCUUGUUGACAGGGACUGGUUUUGGGAGAGGCAGACCGUAAGGAGAACAAAGGGAUCGAGCGUCAUUGAGUGACGAUUUGCGACGAUGGGCAAUACGACCAACGGGAAGCUGCUCAAGUGGUUUAUAGGCUUGGGAGGAUUGGGUAAGGAACGCCGCAAUUUCAUCCGUGGUCCGUGGCAUGUUCCAGUCUGCUGUCUCAUUAGAUAUUUCUUCAACGCUCGAUGAGAUUACACACCAGAAAUAGCCAUCCUCGAUUCUUCGCUGUCCACCCACACAUUCUUAGCCUUUCUGAACUCAUCCAUGGCUUCCCUCUCCCACUGCACCCAAGUCCUGACCGAAUCGAGCCUAUUAACUUCUUCUUCCAUCUCGAGAGUUUCAACGCCCACGAUAGUAAGAUCAUUUUGAGAAGCAAUGGCAAAAGUUCGUGCAGGACUAGUAAAUGACCUGUUUGGACGGAGUGUGGCCAAGGAGGGCAUUUCAUGAAUGGUCGCAUCAAUGUUAACCUGAGCAGACGAGGUUUGCCGGCGAUGCCCUCGAGCACGGGCACCAAGGGUGAACGAAGCAG
Cryptococcus deneoformans JEC21 is the source of this 1315-nucleotide messenger RNA. RefSeq lists its product as hypothetical. NCBI's taxonomy places the organism in Eukaryota, Fungi, Basidiomycota, Tremellomycetes, Tremellales, Cryptococcaceae. The record is from RefSeq and is a predicted model, not a curated record. The transcript has 2 exons. The coding region runs from base 215 to 790 and encodes 191 amino acids.